Closterium sp. NIES-65 is the source of this 1143-nucleotide messenger RNA. The record is from the annotation of a GenBank genome assembly. NCBI's taxonomy places the organism in Eukaryota, Viridiplantae, Streptophyta, Zygnematophyceae, Desmidiales, Closteriaceae.
AUGCCAGGUCACCCCGUGUCGCCCUCUGAGGCGCCACGUGUGCAGGCUGACGUGGCAGCCCUGCUGGCGCUCAUCCGCCAGUCGGACGCCGUCUUCCUCCUCACCGACACAAGAGAGAGCCGCUGGCUGCCCACCCUUUUGUGCGCGGCCGAGGGAAAGGUGGCCAUCAAUGCUGCUCUCGGCUUCGACUCCUUCCUUGUCAUGCGCCACGGGGCGCCACCACUGCCUGUGCAUGCCACGUCAGCACCAACAGCAUCCGAGUCCGCACCAGCAGCGUCUGAUCCACGGCUCAUCGCACGCUACACCAGCAGUGCACAGUCACGCGCCCCUGGCCUGGCGGCCAUAGCGGGGGCUUUGGUGGUCUUGCUGUCUGACUGUUUGAGGUGCUUCCCCCAGCUACCUCCAUCUUUCCUUGCUGCCCCCUCCCUUCCCACAUUUCCCCGCCAGUCCACCGCUCAUCGCACACUAGCCCAGCAGUGCACAGUCGCGCGCCCUGGCCUGGCGGCCAUAGCAGAGGCUCUUGAUUCCACGGCUCAUCGCACGCUAGACCAGCAGUGCACAGUCACUCGCCCCGGGCUGGCAGCCAUAGCGGGGGCUCUGGCAGUGGAGCUGUUGGUUGCAGGUGGCCAGUCCGGGGUUGAUGGAGCAGUCUACAGAGCUGUUGGUGGGGCUGCUGCACCACCCACUCGGAGUUGGGGUUUGAAGGAGCAGGCGAGUGAUCUGGUAGCCAUAGUGGGGGCUGUGGCAGUGGAGCUGCUAGCGGGGCUGCUGCACCAUCCCGUUGGAAUCGCAGCACCAGCAGAAGACACCAGUGCUGAUGGGGUUUCUGCCUCUGCUUCUUCCCACCUCUGCUCGCCUCUGGGUCCACUGCCUCACCAGCUGCGCGGCUUCCUCUCCUUCUUCUCCCAGCUGCCCAUCACUGGCUUCGCCUUCCACCAGUGCACCGCCUGCUCCCAUACAGUGGUUUCAGCAUACAGGGAGCGUGGUUUUGCGUUCCUUAUGGGCGCGUUUAACGAUCCCACGUAUUUAGAGAGGAUCACAGGCUUGGAUAAGCUGCACGCCGCCACUGUAGAGAUUGAGGUCGAUUGGGACGAUAGUGAGGAUGACAAUAGUGAGGACUUCGGGGAAUUAGUGAGUGAAUGA